Messenger RNA from Halichondria panicea, 1255 nucleotides. Its product is annotated as large ribosomal subunit protein mL65-like. NCBI's taxonomy places the organism in Eukaryota, Metazoa, Porifera, Demospongiae, Suberitida, Halichondriidae. Gene Ontology annotation, cellular component: ribosome; mitochondrial large ribosomal subunit; mitochondrion. The record is from RefSeq and is a predicted model, not a curated record. The transcript has a single exon. Gene Ontology annotation, biological process: translation. Bases 65 to 1189 code for a protein of 374 amino acids. Gene Ontology annotation, molecular function: structural constituent of ribosome.
AAAAAAAAAACAAGUCAAAAUUUCUCCACAUGGCUGCAAAUUAUAAAUUUUUUAUAUAAAAAAGAUGAAGUUUCUCAAGACAUUUUCUGACUCACUGCCUAAGAGGUGGCUGUUGCUGAGCUGUACCAGGAGCUAUGGUUACGUUCACGUGGAAAAGAAGAAGCCUCCACACAUUCUAGGGCCUGGAUGGCUAUGGAGAAAGUGCAAUGUGGUACACCCCCAUACCAAAGCUGUCGAUCCAUUUACGAAAUAUCAGUGGCUAACAAAAUCUGUUUCAAUUCAAGGACUUCCCGAUAAAAUCCAAAAUAUCCAAGUACCAAAUGAGUCAAUUACUGAUGAUGUCAUCAAACGAGCUGAAGAGUACCUCGUUUUUCAGGACCACAAUCGACCAAACUACCGAAUUCCAGAACUGAAAAUAUCUGGUCUUAUUCAGUCCACCCUUGCAAGUGUUUGGCCUCUAGCAAAUGAGUACGCACACCUGAGGGAGUCGCAUUUGACCUUUGAACCCACCGUUGAGUGCUAUUGGAGACGAGAUGGGCACAAUUUCAUUUGCCAAAACACACCACUUCACAUACUACACACUGCACACGGUCUUGACUUGUUUUGCGAACCAGACGCUCAAUUGGGAGCUAUACCACCAAUUAAAUUCCUUCCGUCAAGCCUCGGAGUCUUUAAGAGAAGUUUCGAUCAGAUCACACCGUUUGGGGGUUGCCGUAGACACGGACCAUUUCCAAUGGCUCAUACCCUGUUCACGACGUACAGAAGCUGUGUCAAUAAUGAACAAUUAUUAGCCCAUGGGCUUAUACAACUGUUUGCGCAAGCUGCCGGUGAAGGGGUUCACAAAGGGUUCAAAUUGGACCAACCUGUACCAUUCCCUCUCGUCAACCAAGGCAUAGUUACGGAUGGUCAAUAUUUCACUUUUGUAGCGUUUCAACUCAACACUCUGGAUUUUCGUCAAGACUCGAGCGAUACAAGACACAACGUAUUCUGGGCAGGGCCUACGAUGCGUCUCUAUGACAACGUGAUCCCCGGAGAUAAACUGGAGGGAGUGAACAAAAGCUGUGCGAGUUUAAUAGUGAGAUUCUUGUUGAACAGGCCUGAAGAGAUGAGGAAGAUAAGGAACUGGGCUGAACCAUAUGAUAAAGCAAAACCGUGGAACCGACCAAUGGACCGAAUACCUGGCAACUGAAUAGAUUGAUCAUGUAUGGUCUCUUUUUGUAAUAGAAUUGUUAUUUCAUGGAUUUGAACACAAUGA